AGCGGUGAUAUCAGCGCAAGCACAGACCUAACCUUCAGUAGUGAAGCAGACAGAGGGAGGGAGGAAGGAAACCUCCCUAGUGUGCAGACAAAAGAGUUUGGAGUUUGUUUACCUCCUCUGGUUCAGCGGUUUCCACACUGACGAGGCGAAUAAUUCAAGCAGUCUUGUCCUCAGCAGAAAGUCCGGGAUUUAUUACAUAUUUUUUACGUUUUUUUAAUUCCACUGUUGUACGUUAAUGCGUUUGCUCACUUGGGACCUGGGGAUCAUAUUCGGACUUACGUCGAUUUGUAUUUUUGGCAUACUUGACAUCGUGUUAUUUGUGGAGCCAGCGGUUAUGCUCCGUCACUGACAUGAACCCUUCGUCCAGACCAGCAAACCCGUCCGAUGACUCGACCGCAGUAACCGCAAAACAAGAGAGCGGGGGAGAUUUACCAGCUGUCGCCGGUGCCGCUGGAGCUUCAGCGCAAACCUCCCGCUCGAACGACGACGGCAAGCGGAUCUCUGGCCACCCUGGCUCCGCCGGAGAAGGAGAAGAGCUAGAGUCGACGAGAAGAAGCAAAGCUGCCGUUGAUAACCGAGAUAACCGUUGCUCCAGUGGAUAUUACUCUUUCGAAGGCGACUCCCUGCCGAACUCCCCGCUCUCCCCGCGGCCACUGACAGCUGAAAAAUCCACGCAGACUCCGAGCCCCAGCUGCCAGGUGAUGAAACACGCCUUGCUGCGCGUGGAUAAGGCGCACGGCGGAGGACCGGCCACGCAGCUGCAGCAUGGGAGCUCUACCAGCCGCUCUAGCACACAGCAAGGAAGCGCAGCAGGGGACAUGGAGGCGGAGGUGGUCGGACAGGAGCUCCGACGCAUUGGAGACGACUUUAAUCGACUCUUCUUGUUACGGGGUGCGGCUGGCAGACAUAGACAUGUUGUCAUUCAUCCAUACCCGCUGCCGCACGUCCACCAGGAGCCCACUGUGCUGUUCUGCAUGGGCAUCCUGCUCCUUGUGAUUGGACGGAUAAUCUACUUGCAAAGCAGUACGAACAGCCAGGACCACUCUCAGGUUUAGCCUUUGGAAAAACCCAGCAGACGUAGCAUUUUUUUCCCUUCAGUCAUUUAUUUGUGUUUUUGGAUCUGUCACAUCUUGUGGGGGACCUAUUUUUCACUCUCCAGCCUUUGGACUCUGCUUGUCUUAAUUUUCUAAUGGAGAUUAUUUCUUUUACACCUUUAAGGAACUCUAAAAUGGCCGUGUUUUUUAAAUUUUGCACCUGCGUUUUUCCUUCAUGGUUUCUGAGCCUUUGCGAUGCAACCAAAGAGCCAGGAGUUUGCACUCUUUUCCAGCGACGAGGCGGACAUGUCACCCAAAUAUGCCUCUCUGCAAAAUGAUGCCUGUGGAAAUUCAACUGUGCCUUGUACACAUUUUUUCAUACAAUUUUUUUCUUGAAAAGAAGCUUUUAUUAAGAGGUUUUUCCUUUUUUGUACAGAACUUAUGAGUUUCCCUGGGAGAUCAACUCCGCAGACCCAGGGUUGUAAAAGAACGAGGGUCCCGUUAAUAGGACUUUCCCACAUCUUUUCCCCCUGACCGUUUCAGGCGGGGAAAAAUGAUGCACUCCACCGUCACGUUAGGAUCCAGCAUGCAACGAACUCAUGACAUGUGUGGGCACCGGGCCAAAGAUUGAAUUUUUAUCCAAUAUUUUUCAUCAAAAGUUUUUGCUACCAUGAAAUGCGUCUCAUGUCUUCGACACGUCAACUGUAUGUUUGUGUUUUUAACCGCAGAAUUGUGUCGCCUUUGAAUCAUUCGAGUACUAAAUGACACGGAUGUUGACUCAUGGCCAUCAAAUGUCAUGUCAUGCUAUAUUUUACAGAUGUAAUCCAGAUUCAUAUUCCAGGAAGAAGUGUUUAAACAUUUGAUGUGAAGCCCUUGUUCAGGAUGAUGUUCAGAAUAUUGACCGAUUGUAAAAGACAUCACUGGCUGACUAAAACAAACUAUCUAGAAUAUAUGUGUCCUGCACUAAGCAGCACAUGAUACAUGGACAUCUCAAAUAAUUAGUCUAUGAACCACAUUUUCCAUUAGAGAAAAGGUCAAUUUUUCUUUUUAUUUAGUUAAAUUUGAGCCACAGCAGCUCCUGCUCCUCCUGUAACAUGGAUUUAUUCUUUCAAAGGUACUUUAUGGAUGCACAAAGGCUGCUGAGCAAAAUUUAUAGUCAUGGAAAAUUGCAAAACUAAUGUUUCCCAAGUCCUUUACAACUUACUAAACAGCAGUUAGUAUAAAAUGGAUGGUCUGACCUGUUCAUGUGGAAACUGAACCUGCCCAGACAGAUUUAAUGAUCCUUUUUUUUCAUUCACUGUGAAGAACAAGUCAAAAUGCUCUUCUUAUACUAAUUUGAUGAAACCGUACCAGCCUCUGAGUAACUGAUACCACACACACACACACACAAGCCUGUGCCAUUUAGCACAUGGCACACCUCCACCACAACUACAAACAUUUCAGAAUCUUUUUUUUUCUUACUUAAAACCUUCACUUCACCUAUAACUUCACAUGUGAAUGCAAAUAUUCCAUUUCAACUAUUAAACGGUGUCAUUCCAUGCAGACGUGUUUACUCAUCUUCUGCCUUUCAUGUCAACCAACCUCACUUCGACGUUGUUUUCUAAUCCGGCGUGGUUGUUUUGUUUCUAUAACAAGCGGUCAAACCGUUCUGUCUUCUUCUGUUCUCUGUGUCAGCCUCUGGAUUUACCAUUAUAGCAGCCAGACUGGGUGCAGCUUACGUGCACUGGUUUGUAGACAAGGUCAUGUUAUCCAUUUAUUAGCUUAGUGAUUCAGACUCAGGCCAAGUUUCCUCACGCCUGCCAGGUCAUUAAACACUCACGGGAGAGAUUUCUGGAUAGAAACCAAAAACUGAAUCAUGUGGCGUCAAAGAGGGUUUUUUGUUAUUGGCUGGUUAUCUAACAGUAACAGCAAACAGUGGAGAUACAGAUUCAGAGGAGGUACAUUUAGUCUUUGUGCUUAUUGAAACAUAUCAGUUCUUUUUAUUUGACUAGUUAGUGCUUGAUAUGUGAUUACUGAGACACGUGUUGUCAGAUAAAGCUGAACGAUAAAACAGCCUGUUCAAAUCAUAUAUAUAUAUAAAUAUGAAAUGCCUCUUGUGUGGAUAAUUGGAUAGUUUUCUGUUGGUGUCUUCAGCAAACAGUUUUAAGUGUUUGUAAAAAAACUAAUAAAUAAGCAAAGAAGAAAUUGACCCAAGCACCUUAUAUUUUUAUUUUUAUUUUUAUUUUAUUUUUUAUCAUAGGUUAAUUAAAGAACAUUUUAGUUUACUAUGAGGGAAGUUUACCACGUGUCCAUGAGAGCACAGUUUGGGCCACAUUUUCCUGUCUUAUCCCGACCAAGAAAAGAAAACUCACCAAACCCGACAAACAUCCGGCUUAUUGUGUUUGAACUCAUCAAAGUCACAUCCUCCAUCCUUAGCAGAGAUAAGAUCAGCUGAGUCCUCACUGCGUACAGUGUAACAUAAUCAUGUAACCAGCACUGACUGGACCGGAGUCAACAGACUAAAUAUCUAUCAACGUGCCUGAACAUUAUCUCAAAACAUUUUAUUAAGACUAUACUCCUGUUGGGUACAUAAGCCAAACUAACCAGUCAGUGUUGUCAUCCAUGUGAAAUAGAACUUGUUUGGUUCUGACUCGGACUCGAGCAUUGACUGUUGGGUCUGUUGAUUUCUGCCACUCAUUUACCAUAUCAUAAUGAAGCUCUUCUGUAUUAAAGCUCACCUUUUUCUUCCCGUCAUUUGCUACCGUUUACAAUUCCCUCGUUCCCGUCCAGCUUCACCUCCUGUUCAGAGAGAACCGCCUCUUUUUAGAGUUCUUGCUCCUGAUUGGAUGAAGUGUUGUGCGUCACUUCAUUCCCCUAGAUUUACUGUCAGAGCCCUGAGAGAGACAGACAGACAGACAGACACCGAAGUCACCGUGCAAACACUCUAGAUCACUGACAGCAGUCAGAAUAUAGAUAUUUCCAACACAUAUUUAAACCAAACUAGCUGCACUCACUGCAGUUUUAAUGAGAGUUAGACAUGUUCACAGCCUACACUGUUAAGAAGUGGCCCUAAUAAUAUGUUUUACAUUCACAUAUUUUACAUAAAGUGACAGUGACAUCAAUCGACUAAUUAAAUAAUUAGUGUUAAAUGUUGAUCCCUAUUUAUUUAUGUCAGUGGAGCACUGGAGAUAACAUGACACAGACUCUUUUUAGUGACUCGACUACACUCUCUUCCUUAAAAAAAUCAAAACAUAACUUUAGAUUAACUGAUUAAUAUUUGAAACUGGGAUAACCAGGUUAGUUUGGCUGUGCCAGAUUUCUACAUCAAGAGUCAGAGAAAUGCCCUUUAAAGCAAUUUAACUGAGAGGUGGACAAAACGACUUUGUUAUUUGUGUCGUGUGUGUUGAGGUUACCCAGACAAGAAGUGCAAAUCAGAGAGGCAACAGGAGUUUGUUACACAAUUAAAAACCAAAUUCAUCCGAGUGUGUUUGAGUCACUCUUGGAUGUUUGCACAGUUCUGUCAACACCCAUUCAUCACAGAUUAAGUGUGAUUUGGCUUUCAACAUCAUUUUAAACUCUCAUUCGAAAACUGCGUCACCCCUCCGCUCGGUGAUCGGCCUGUUUUAAAUCAGCUGUGUCUUAUUCAGAAAAAGUCUCACAGUGUUGCUGCAUUAAAGUGACAUGACUGAUUCAUUUCCCUGGACAAAAUGGACAGAAGGAGCUGCUUUAGUACAGAUGUAGAAAUCCCUCAGACUAAUCCACAUCUGACAUGGCAGCCGUCUCACAGAAAAUAGUGGUUUGAGGACAGAGAUCCCGACGUUACAUGUCGUAAACAGUGGAUUAGACGUGAAGUGCACAAACCGACAGCAACGCAAAGCAUAACCCCCGAGGCAGGGCUAGAAUCCUCAACAAUAGUUGUUGGAAGCAACACAAAAUGAACACAUAUAGACAUAUACUGACUAUAAAAAACAAAAAUGGAAGAAAAUGCAUUGUGUGUUGAUCCCACUGAGAAUGAGUGAGUGCUGGUUAACAUGUCCAUAGCAGGUGUUUUAUUGUUUUCAAUAAAAGAGAAAAAUCGAACCACUAUUAAUGUCCUUGGACUUAAAAUGUCAUUCUUAAAAUCAUUGUCAUUCAAAUCAUUUGAAAUGUGAGCGUGGGUAAAACUACUUCCACUGUUACAAGUGUAAAAAGUUAAACUUAAAAAACUUGUUGUGUCAUUAUAUCACCACUCUUUUGUUGCACUUUUCAGUUUCUAGUUGUGUUUCCCUCUUUCUCUUUUCCUUUGCUCACAGUCAUUUGGAAAAAAAAAGAGAUGAACAUUUCACACAAACAAACAUCUGGCACUCUUCCUGUGCACCAUAACCCCCACCCCCCAACACACACACACACACACCCUCCUCGCUGUGACACUGACAGCGCUGUGACUGCAUGUUGACUUGUGAUUUUGUGCCAUGUGAAACCCAAGACCUCAUUUUGAAGUACUGUAUUACAGCUGGAGUGUGAGAGGAGAGAGCAUGGCAGGGUGGAAACAGAAACAUGAAUUGCCGCCUUCUGAAACUGAAAUGGAAACCUGUGUUGAUUCACUGCUUACGUCUGACUUCCAGCAUCAACUCUGCUGGAGCCCCUUCAGGAAACUGUGUUCCAGAUAUGUAUUUGUCUUGAAACUUUUUUUUAAAGGAACGGGAGACUCUUUCAAAUUUUGUUGUGAGGAAAGUUAACAUUUAUACCUACUGUUGUUGUUGUUUUUUACUAGGGGCCACAUCCUCAUAAACAGGAUUCUGUACUUUUUUGCAAACAAAUGUAAGUCGUAAAAAUUGCAUAGGCUGGCUUUGUUCCCAAAAGCUAACGGAUAUUUUACAAGUGUGUUAAACUGUCUUUUGAUGCAUAAUUCGCUUUGCCUGGAACACGCCGUGGUAUUGCAUGUGUUUUGUUUUCAUUUCUUUUUUUAGUUUCGUCCUCCUGUUGGUUAAAAAUACUGUGUAUACAACUGUAUUUGUUCUUGACUUAUGGGAGAUCCAAUCACACUUGGUCACUGGAGAUGAGUAUGGAGACUGUCAGGUGGGGAUUUCCUGUGUAUGGGCCCCUCCCACAAGUGAAUGGAUCACCCCAGAUACAUAAUAAUUAAUGUGUGGUAUGAAUGCAGUCUGUGUUGUGCUUUGCUGUGCAGAAAUGCAAAUGUUGGAGUCUGAGUGUGAAUUUUAGCGACAAAGUAAAUGACAAGUACCCAGUACGACUGUAGCAAUGUUUGUUAUUUUGUACUUUUAUUUUACACUGAAAAUAUUGUAAUUAUGCUGUUUCACUUUCUGUAAAUAAAGCCCUUUCAAGUUUUUA
Solea senegalensis (Senegalese sole) is the source of this 6344-nucleotide messenger RNA. RefSeq lists its product as uncharacterized. The record is from RefSeq and is a predicted model, not a curated record. The transcript is spliced from 4 exons. Lineage: Eukaryota; Metazoa; Chordata; Actinopteri; Pleuronectiformes; Soleidae. Bases 351 to 1055 code for a protein of 234 amino acids.